Molecule: messenger RNA, 6630 nt
Organism: Chiloscyllium plagiosum (whitespotted bambooshark)
Lineage: Eukaryota; Metazoa; Chordata; Chondrichthyes; Orectolobiformes; Hemiscylliidae
Source: RefSeq, a predicted model, not a curated record
CUUAUUGAUGCAGAAGGGUGGUGUCUGUGUGUAUGGAAUGAGCUGCUGGAGGUGGUAGCGGUUCAUACAGUUACAACAUUUAGAAGGCAUCUACAUGUUUAUACGAAUAGGAUGGAUUUAGAGGGUUUUGGGCCAAAUGCUGGCAAAUGGGACUAGAUUAAUUUAGGACACUGGUUGGUAUGGGUGAGUUGGGCCACAGGGUCUGUUUCUGUGCUGUACUUCUCUAGGACUCUAAAGAUCCAGUGGUCCAAAACUGGUCAUGUUUAGGUGCUGUAGGCCAUCAGCAGCAGCAGAAAUACAUACAACUUCAUUUUUAGCUUCAUAAUGACUGACAUAUUCUUCACUCCUCUAUCAUAGUCAAGCCAGGUGACCAAGACUGAUUCAAGUAGGAAUAAAGACAUGCACAUGAACACAUGUGGAGAGUAGUAUCAGACAUACCUGAAAAUUAUGUGCCAAACUGGUGAUUUUAUAAUGUAAGAUUAUAGCAUUUUAAGCAGUGGCAGUAAAAUGCCACUUUUGGCUAUGUAAGGAACAGACCAGUUUAAAAACUCUGCAGUUCUGUCACAACUAAAUGUAAAAAUGUUGACAUCACAAGGAGGUUUAUUGGCUUUACCAUUCUCCAUAUUGACAAUACAGCACAACUGAGUGCAAAAAGGAGAUGAAGCAUUUGGCAGGAUGAUCUUCCGUCAGGAUUGUUGUGUGGAUAAUCCAUCUCCGCUUGCACCUGUGCUGCCGCCCCCCCCCCAGUCACAACUACAAGUUACACCGACUGAACAAUGUAGAUACUUGUCCUCUCACAAGCAGGCAAAUUCCAUCAGGUAAAUUUCCAUCUCAUCAGCAAUAUGGUUAAAGGAUUCAUCAGCAGAACAUCACAGUUACAAACUGCUCGCUGGUGUUCAGUUUUUUUGGAUUCCAUCAGAACCACUCAGAUCCAGGUUUCACUGUCUGGUUCACACUGUUUACCUCACAAAAUAUCAAGGCAGUAUUUGAUCAAAUGUGGUAACAUAAGGAAAAUCCCUCAGUAGCUAGAAAGCAAAGUAGUUGUCAUUGGAAGUCCACAUCUAAGUCUCAGAACAUUACUGCAGGAGUUGCUCAGGACAGCAUCCUAGGCUCAGCUACUUUCAACUGCUUCAACAUUGACCUUUCCCUUCAUUGUAAGCUCAAGUGAGGCUACUUCCUGAUCAUUGCACAACACAUAAAAUCAUUCCCAAUUCUUCAGCCAAUGAAAUAGUCCAAACCUGUAUUCACAAAAACCUUGGCAACAUCCAAGAUAGGGCUGAUAGAAAGACAAGUAAUAAUAUUACACCAAUGCUACUCAGUAAGAGAGCCAGACUACCUCCUCAUGAUGUUUAGAGGCAUUAGUAUUGUUGAGUGCAUGAGAAAGCACCAUCGCCUUGAAGCUUCAACCCGUGUUGAUUUGAAUGUUUUGCUCUCCUUUCAGUGUCAGAGUAUACCCUUGGAUUAAAUGAAUUUCAGAAUUACAGAUACAGAGAUGUUGGAUCGGAAAAUAAAUUGUAUGAAACAAAAUAACCUUUAGGAAAACUAAAUGUAGCAUGAGAACUUCUUUUAUUCAGUAAGAUGGUGUUUCAUUACAGAUUGUGUUACAGUAAGGUCAUUAACUCAAAUCCAAGGAAAUCUGACCACAAAUUGAUAACCAGAGCUUCAAAAUAGAUGAGGCCCUCGGUAAUCCAAUUUGCCUACAAAUGUGCUCUAUGUCAAAAAAAUUCUAAAUGAAACUGCAGUAUAUUUUUCAAUUUUUUGCAACUUACAAUGGCCUGAUCUUGAAAAAGUCAAAGACAGUUGUUGGGUGUUGAGUCGUACUCCUGCUUUUUGUUGGCCUUGGUAACCUGAGAGAUCAGCUGCCUAAUCUCUCCUGAUUCAUCGGUAGGAGCUUUGGUUGGUGCUGGGAGGAAAGAAUAUUAGCUUGACCCUCCAGUGUUGUCAAGGUGCAAAAGACAGUUAUCUGGAUGAUGAUGAUAAUCUUAAUUCCAUUAAAAUAGUUUGACUUGUUUCUUGAUAUAUACCUUAAAAAUGCUGAGUGUCAUUAAGACAGUUUUGCAUGGCUGCUUUCUUGAUAUUUGUAAAGCAACAUGGCUUCUUUUCCUUUCCUGUUCCAAGAAGAGGUAAUGUUUUGGUGCUGUCCAUAUUGGAGACACAUCAUAGCAGCGACACAUAACUUGCUGCAGUUUCUAGCACUUAAUCUUUAAACAUCAAAGAGCAAUCUGGCUUUACCUGCGUUAAAAUUAUUCUUGGCACAUACUUGUUCAGGCAGGAGUGAGACUAUUUUGGAGCCAAUCACCUGUCAUUGUUGCCUAACUGCUCCACUCUUACUGCUUUUCCUGUGGAAGACAGUGCCAUGCCUUGCUUUGAACUGGUCGAGCCAUUCAUUGCUACAUGUGGACUUGUUAUAGCCCAGUCUCUUGUUUGGCGAGAUUCACUUUUCUUGCUGGAUUGUGCUGGAGAUGGGAAUGUUUCCUGCCUGAGCUGUCUUGAACCACAUUAUCAGAACAUAUUCAUCGUUGCAAUAGACAGCCAUUUCUCAUUCUCCCCUUCUGGAGAGAAUGCCCACUUGUCAAAUUGCUCCAAGAUGUCUGCCUUCUGUUUCAGAGUGGUUGACAGCUCAGUGCUUGAAUCUUCCACUUAGCAAGAUCAGUUUAUAAUUUUGCGUCACGUAAUUCCACUUGCUUUAUCUACUUCAUUUUCUCUUUGCUAACACUUUAAACUUUCUCAUAGGUCUAGCCAAAUUUGCAGGCUUUGGAAUGUCCUUUCACAUAGAGGUCUUCAUUUUAAAUGAUGGCUUGCCCAGAGCUGCAUGAGGUCACACUCCAGUCUGGCCUAACUUCACUCUGGUUGGUUAGCAUGGUGAGAUAUCAAGCUUGUCUAAUCCGAAAUGACCAGUUCAGAAUUUUGUCUUUUCGCUGACAUCAUUCUAUUGGCUUUGCUAUUCUUCUUUAGGGAAUGGCUGAUGACUUCAAUAGAUCCAAACUUUUGGGUUGUCUGAUUUGACUCAUCAUGAUUUAACUGUAAGAUAUCUUGAAUGCUGCUCCAGUUAAUGGGGAAUGCCAUUCCAGGAAGAUUGCAAACUGCUUAGGUGGAUACAGUGGAACUUCAACAAUGUUUACAUUUCUAAAACUGCUCAGUUGAGGUAUCAUUAAUUUUAUAUUUGAAGUUUGUAGGAGCUUCACACCAUGCUUCUUCUGAUCUUGAAAUGCUCCAAGCCAUUGUUUUUGUGGAUUUUGUUCCUUUUUAUACACCAAUUAGAGCAUUUUAUAAUGCAGUGCUACUUGAUGGUAUUCACACAGAGAUGUUAGAUAUUGCAUUAGCCUACAAUGGGAUUUGAAACUUAUCCACUGACAUCAGUAUCGGCUCAGACACUGCCUUCAUCAUAGAUCAUUUGCGUACAUAACAGUUAGAGACAGACUGCCACGGAUACUCACCAAGGCUGUUGAUUCAGUACAUCGACACAUGGAUAGUUUUUUUAAGGAACAUGGACAGUUCUAGACUCCCCCACAAGAGAGACAUCUUCUCAGGAUCCACCCUAUGAAUCCCCUCAGGACCUUACAAGUUCCGAUAAGAUCACCUCUUAUUCUAAUAUAUUUUGGAAGGAGUUGAGGCUGAAAAGAGAGCUAUCUAUCUCUUGGCUAAGUUACGAAAUGAGGUGCAAACGGACAAGCCAGCACUACCACUUACAGAUGGAUUACCUGAUGUUGACUUGUGGAAUGAAUACCUGGAACAGCAACAAGCCAGACUGGAUAAAGAUGAACACCCCAGCUGGUUUAAAUCACCCUGGUUGUACAUGGAGUGUUAUAUGUACCGUAGGAUUCAAGAAUCACUACAACUCAAUCCUCCCAUGUGUGAUUUUGAUGUAUUUAAUGAAGCAAAGACCCAAAGUUUCGUCGGGUCACAGCAAGCUAUCAUUGCUCUCUGCACCUACUUUCUGGAAAUUACUAAGAAAAUAGAAGGUUUUAAGGAUACUCAACUCAAAGCUGAGCUUCUUCUACUCAUGCAGGUUGCACUGUGGGGAAACAAAUGUGACCUUUCUAUUUCUGCUGGCCAGGACAACUCUCAGAUGUUCAAUCCUUUAGCCACUCUGGAAUCUUUGAAGCCUUUCAUCCUGGUAGAUGAUUUUGAAUGUAUUUGGGAACUCCUCAUUAAUAAUAAGAAAAAUAAAACAUCAGAAACAACGUGCACCCGCAUAGAUAUUGUCCUUGACAAUUCUGGAUUUGAGCUGGUAACUGAUUUGGUACUGGCAGAUUUUCUCAUAACCUCUCAACUGGCUGACGUGAUUCACUUUCAUGGCAAAAGCAUACCUUGGUUUGUUUCUGAUGCGACCAAGAAAGAUUUUGAUUGGACGUUAAAGAAGAUGAAGGAAGCCAAUCACAUGCAGAUGUCCACGUGUGGUAUGAUGUGGGAAAAGAAUGUGAAGCAAGGAAUUUGGAUUUAUCAUGAUCACCUUUUCUGGACCGGCCCUCAUGAGUUUUGUGACAUGUCUGUUGUUGCGCAUGAUUUAUAUAUUGAAUUACAGAAAUCAAAUCUGAUCUUUUUUAAAGGAGACCUGAACUAUAGGAAACUAACUGGAGACAGAAAAUGGAACUAUACGGUUUCUUUUGACACAGCCUUGCGUGGCUUUCAACCCGCAGCACUUUGUAGCUUAAGAACACUGAAAGCUGAUAUUCAGGUUGGCUUAAAACCAGGGCAAGGUGAGCAACUGGACGUCUCUGAUUCUGAAUGGAUGACCAGCGGACGCUAUGGUGUCAUUCAGUUCAGUGGUGCUUAUCAAAAAUGAUACUUACAAAUCUACCUGUAUGGUGUAUCAGCCAGUCUGGCUGAUCAUGGGGCUGCUCUGUAACAGUUAGCAUGCUUCUUUAUUGUUUACAGAAUACAUACUGAUCUUAAAGCAAGUUAUGGUUUAAGAUAUUUAUUUAAAUUUUUUGAGGGAAAGUUUUUCGGAAUGUUCUUUUAAAAAUCUAUGAGAACAUUAAUCUCACAGAAAACAAACUGUCUUGAUGUGAAAUACUCCCCUAAUGUUAAAUUAUAAAAUUAACAAUGUCAGUUCAUUCUUGAUUAAAAUGUUUCUAGUAUUGACUUACCAUAUGCUGAUUCCAGUUCAAACAGUGUUUUUGAACUCUUAUCAGAUUCAGUAACAAAGAAACAAGCAAGAAUUUAAGUGAAAUAUAUACAGGUUUUCUUCUAUGUAAACUGCUAAAUAACUGAGAAAGAUGUAUCACCAUUCAUACCAGUCUUAACAUUGAAUGUUUAGAUUAAAGAAUGGAUGUUGUAUCUGACUAUGGGUUGUUUUAACCUUUUUGGCCUUCCAGUGAACUGAUGAUCUCUUUUACACUCUUCACUAUGUUCAAUGGAAAGUCAAAGUAAAACAGGCAAAAUGUGUAAAAUGGGUCCCUGAUCAAGUUACUUACUGGAUGAGUACGGUUAAAAUUAUUCUUAGUCACACACUGCUUAUAGUAAGUUAGACGUUUGAGAAUCAUUUGGAUUAUUGAUCAUGUAUUAAAUUUAUUGGGAUGCUUAUUUAAAUGAAACAGUAGCUUAACCAUCAUUAUAAAAAUUGCUUUUGAUCAAAUUGUUCCGACAUGUUAUGCUCACCUUCAUGGCAGAUGGGACUUGAACCCAAACCUGCUGGCCCAAGGUAAGGACGCUAGCUUUUGGAUUUAGAUUCCACUAGUUGCCAUGAUGGGAUUUGAACACCUGAUACCAGAGCCUUAAUCUGGGCCUAUAAAUUGCUAGUCCAACAGCAUUGCCACUGACUUCAUUUCUCCAAAAUUAUUUUUAAUUGGCCUGUUUUGACAUAUAAUGACAGGCAUGCAAAGCGGGUAGAAUAUGAACCUGGACUUUCUUACACAGAGGUACAGAUACUAGUACUGAAUAAAAAGAACCCACAGCAAAUUCACUGAAGCAGUUGAUCACUUGAUAAUGUAUGAUGCAUGCUAUUGCAGAUUUGUCAUACAUCUAAUCUACGCAACUAGCUAAGGAUGGAAUUACUUCUGUUCUUACCCCCUUAACGUUGCAGUAUGAUGUAAAUUGCUGAUUUUUAAAAUAAACUUUGGCAAGUUCAUUAAUCUUCUUAUCUACUUAAAAAAACUAUUAAGAUAAUACACAUUAAAAAAACUCUAGUCCUGGAAGAAUUAUCAAAAUAAACCAAAAACAGGCUGCUCCAUCUUAAAAUACCUUUUUUUCACACAUAGGUUUGCCGCUGUUACAUUAGCCCUAUACUUAUCACCUAUUCUUUUCCCUGUGCAUGGAUUCUUUCAUCUGCGCACUUGUGCAUCUGCUCAAGGAGUUUGGAUAUUGUGACUGUUAAAUUAUUCAAAAUGACUUUCAAUUCUUCACUGAUAAAAGGGUAAAAGGGUUUCAUGCUUAGUCUAGACAGCUUUCAACCCCAUAAAACUGUACCUACAAGCUUGAUCUUCCUUGUAUGCUGUAUGCCCUGAUCAAACAAGCUUGUAUUUUUGCUUCGUAAUGUAUUCUAAAGAAAAUUCCAUCACCUCUUGAGAUUUAGCCAUCGUUCAUAUGUUUAAAGUAUGCUGUUUAUUUCCAAAGUAAAGAUUUUAUUGUUAUUUGUGUGCUAUCAUCCUUGAAUUAUAACUUUAAAGCACGCAGAUCUUAAUUUGUAAA